This is a messenger RNA of Labrus bergylta (ballan wrasse), 1817 nucleotides long. RefSeq names its product family with sequence similarity 169 member B (gene fam169b). NCBI's taxonomy places the organism in Eukaryota, Metazoa, Chordata, Actinopteri, Labriformes, Labridae. The record is from RefSeq and is a predicted model, not a curated record.
GCAGGCUUCAAGUGGGAAAUUGUGAAGGUUUGGUUACAGGUAGCUGCAAGCUGGGACGCUUUUCUUCUCUUGUCUGUGACUCAGCUGUUUUCAAAUCUACUGAGACGUAAAGUAAGUUCACAGUCCACACUGUAAACUAAUGUCUCGGAUGAAUGGAAAUGUUUUCCCAGUCUGUGGCCAUGUACCCUGUGGACCUUCCAGCCGUGGAUGAUCCUGACCUGACAUCAGCAUCCGAACAGUUCAUCUCUUCUUUGGAGUCAGGGAUGAGAAAUAAUGAGUGGUUCCAGUCGUCAGACAAAACCAAGGUAGCAAUAACCGCAAAAAAUGUAAGGCGGUUGCAUCUGUUUGAAGUUGUCCCACCUCACUGUACACUGUUGGCGCUUCACCGUCCUAAUGAUCCAACCCAAGUGGUGGCUUUAUACCUGCAUGAGAGAUGGUGGAGUGUGGACGACGUCUUACAUACUGCCAGAAAAUCCAGAAGAGGCUUGAUGCUGGUGGAGUCGAUUAUGGAGAGGGUGAUCGUGUUCCUGCUCAGUCAGGUGGUGGAGAGGUCCUCACAGGAGGAGGUGCUGUUCUCCCUGCACCCUCGCUCAGAGAGCUGCAAAGUGCUGUGGAGGGACGGCCAGGCAGUCGGCUUCUACACUGUCAAACACAAAGGUAGCCUGUGUGACAGCUGGAGCGGUUGCUGCUACCUGCUGCCUGUUCUGGACACAAUUCUGGUGAGGAGGAGCUUCAGGAGAAGAGGCUUUGGUCUUCAGAUGCUCGAGGAUUUCUGCUCCACGUUCCCUUCAGAGACGUUUCUGGGAGUCAGCUCUCCUUUAUCGUCCAGCAUGGUGGCAGUUUGCAGACGGUUCCUGCAGCAUCAGGAGGAACAUCAGGAGCAUCUGUAUGAGGUGGAGGCUCCAGGAGGUUGGGCUCAACGAAGAAACAUCUGGCUCAACAUCCAGCUGGGCCGCUACUGCCCCAGUAAAAAUGGAAAGAGAAGAACAACUCAGAGUACUGAGGGGGAUGAUUCCAUUCAGAAGACCUACACUUGUGGAACAGACCCGACCUCAGAGAGCACAUUGGCUGUGAACAGUCCACUGGUGAACAUCUCUUUGGAACAACGAAGUGAACUUUGUGAUCAAAGUCAGAGAGGAGCCUCCCCAAGUAGCAAGACCUCUGGAACAGGAUGUAACCCUGCAGCCUACGCUGAAGAUCUGGACUCUGGAGUCCCUUCCACACCAGCACGGUCCCUUAACACAAAACAAGCCCUGAUAUCCAAGCCCUCGCUUUCCUCAGAACCUCACAGAGAGGAGCCAGAGGGGGAGGAGACACAGAGAGGGGCCAAACGAGUUAGAAGGACAUGACCUACUGUACAUCAGAGUAUGCAGUAUGGGGACUGUUCAUGCAGGUUGAUUGAUGCUAAAACUUAAGUGACUUUAAUACUGUAUUUAUGGAAUAAAUGUACAGUUAUCCUUUACAGACUGUCUUAUCAAUAAAUAAUAAGUACAGUUUGAUAAAAGUAUUAUCACAGAGCAUGUCAUAAACAGUUUACACUGUAAAAUACAAUAUGAACAAAUCACUGUCAAUGUACUGUUGGCUUUCUUCAUGCUUUCUUCAUGCUUUCUUCAUGCUUUCUUCAUGCAUUCCCUGCGGUGCUACGCCCACUUAAGCAGGUGUUUAAAAAGAAAGGAAAACAUCUGUGUGUUAGGAGUGGAACGUAUAAAAUGGGGAAGCAGCCCUGCAUAUUUCGAUGUAUUAAAGUCUACAUAAAGGGUCACUGGGUGGUUUCAAAUGUCCCUGAGCACUUAAAUAAAUAUCAGGUAUUACCUUUA